Molecule: messenger RNA, 3018 nt
Organism: Scomber japonicus (chub mackerel)
Lineage: Eukaryota; Metazoa; Chordata; Actinopteri; Scombriformes; Scombridae
Gene: telo2
Product: TEL2, telomere maintenance 2, homolog (S. cerevisiae)
Exons: 21
Coding region: 182-2704 (840 amino acids)
Biological process (GO): telomere maintenance via telomerase; protein stabilization
Cellular component (GO): cytosol
Molecular function (GO): telomeric repeat DNA binding; Hsp90 protein binding
Source: RefSeq, a predicted model, not a curated record
GCACCAUGGCGACACGGCGACACGGCGGGACGUUUCCUUCUGUCAAAACAUGAAGCUACUCUGGAAACUGUAAAUACCAUCUGUAUAAAAGACACUUCCAUAGCGGCCUCGUACAUCUCUGUUAAUUUCUUAAAAGAAGAUACAGAGGAUGCAUGACUAGCUUAUACUCACCAUUCCAAAGAUGGAGUCCCUUGCCCCAAAUAUUGAGGUUCGUCAAACAGUGGCACAGUGUUUCCACACUCUUUCUACAUCCACGGAUAACAAAGACGUUAUUGCCGCUCUUCAAACACUCAGCUCUCACUUGGAUGAAGGACCAGAGAGUAAAACCACUCCAGUUCAGCGAGCAGAGUUCAGGAGAGCUCACUUCACUCGUACCCUUCAAUUUCUUGUUAGCAACAUCCAAGCUGACUGGCUGCACAGCCUCACCGCAUCACAACGCACAGAGUUAUGGGAUGGACUGUUCCUCCGAGGCCCUCCGGAGCAGGCUCUGCUGGUGCUGAUGGACGGAAUAGGAGAGCUGAGACCCAGCAUGAAUCUGAACCACCUGGUGAGCAUCACUGAGAGGUUCCUUCAGAGUGGGCGACUCGCUGAACUGCUGUGGUCCUACUGUCUGGAGACAGGUGCCUCUGACUCCCCGCAGCUCCGAGAGACACUGCUGGGACGGAUAGUGGCGUUGCCAGACCUCACUGCCAACAGGUUACAUCCCAACAAUAGGCCUCUGUUUCUCCCUCAGCAAUACUACCCUCUGCUGGCCAAAGAGAUGCUCACUGCCCUGGAGAGGACCUGCAAGGCGCUCAAAGAUGGCACAGACUGUUCCUUAAUGUUUGUGGCUCAGACACUUGGAAAACUGUGUAUCCAAGGGCAUAGUGGUUUGGUACUGGCAGUGAUGGCUCCUCGGCUGUCUGUCUGCACACGCUCAGACAUGGUGUUGCAGAGGGUUUGUUGGAAGUUGCUGGAGAACGUGCCACAGCGAUGGAUGGAGAGCGUGCUCACUGGGCUGGUACAGGCUAUCAGUGGGCAUGAUGCUCUGGGCAGGAUCAUAGGGAAUCUAGUGUUAACAAAUAAAAAGGCCCAGUUUGUCCUCACUCAUAAACUGCUUUUACUACAGUAUAAGUAUGAGACUCAAGUCUUGAGAAUUGUCCUGGGCUACCUCGCAUCGGACAGGGAACGAAGGCCGCUGCUACUCCAGGUGUUACGGUCAGUGUCCCAGGCCUGGGCUAAUCCCAGCGCAGUGAAACACACACCUCUAGAGCAGCAACUGUAUGUCAGCAAGGCUUUACUGCUGUGUGUGAGUCUGCUGAAAGACUCUGAGCUGCAGGAGUUACGCUCAGAGCUGCUUCAGUGUAUGCUGGGCGGCAUGCAGAGCCACCUGGACAGCAGCGUGGUGCGUAUCAGGCAUAUGGGGAUGGUGGUGGGAGAGUGCCUUAGCUCCCGCAUGGAUAUCAAUGGAACCAAACUCAAAUUUGAGUAUGAGCAGGAUGAGGAAACCAAAGAGCUGCUUUCUCUGAUGACUCCUUUCACUGGUGAUGAAUCAGAGCCAGAAUCUGUAAACGGAGUCAGCUCUCCUCAAGACAUCAGUGGAGUGAAUCCAUCUACUCAGAAUACGUCAUCCCAAAAUAAGUCUGGAACUCCAUCAUCAAAAACUGACCCAGACUCUGACCUGGAUAGCGAUGAUGAACUCACACCGUACGAUAUGUCUGGUGAUCAGAAAAUAAAUGAAGCAUCUCCUCCUCGUUACCUACGAGACUGUCUGGAAGCUUUAAUUUCCUCUGAGGACGCAGUGCGUGUGGAGCUCAGUUUGAGGGUUGCUGAGGGUUUGGUGAGAAAGAACGUCUUUGCAACUAGAGAGAUCAGUAUCCAGCUAACCAAAGUGUUUCUUCACAUGGAGGAUAAAUACAACAUAACUGGCUUCCUGACUUUGAGACAGGCAACCAUGGUUGCGCUCGCUGUCACCGACUGUAUCCCUGUGACUCAUUAUUUGACCACCGAGUUUUACUCUUUGAACUACAGUCUUCGACAGCGGCUAGAUAUCUUAGAGGUCCUUGCUCUGGCAGCGCAGGAACUCUCUAAGCCAAUCACUGUCAAUAGAGAUUCUUCCCUGGGUGUAGCUGCCACCACUGAUGUGACUCCAUACCCAGGUGACAACCCUGUCCACUGGCGACAAGUCGUUGAGAAGCGGAUUCAAAGCAAGACCAAGCGUCUCAGUAAGGGGCCCACACAACCUCCAGCGAAGGCCACCCCUAACCGUUACGCACCUGUCGCCGGACACUUCUUUUUUCCUCUGCUCAGGAAUUAUGACAAGCCUCAAAUGACCUUUGACCUGCUGGGCACUGACCACCUGGUUCUUGGCAGAUUGAUCCACACCCUUGGGCUCUUCAUGCAUCUGGCAGUCAACGCACCGGUAGCAGCACAGAUGGGUCGUGCUCUGCUGGACUUUGUGUGGGCAGUGCGCUACCAUGUUGACCAGAUGGUGAGACGAGGCGUCCUCUUCGCUGUCUGCUCUGUGUUUCUGAGCAUGCCCAGCCAAAACCUGCUGGUGGACCUCAGUGAUCAACUGUUUGAGACCAGAACUUGGCUUGCAGAUGUGGCUGAAGGGGACCCGGAUGCAGAUUGCCGGAAUCUGGCUGUGCAGAGUCUGGUGCUGCUGGAUAAGAGCCUAAAGAAACAACUACAAGAUUCACAAGCACUGAAUCUGGAGUCUUGAUCACAGCAUCAACUGUAAACAGUGAUAAACUGUAUGUUUCUCUAAAUUUGGGGGUGUGCUUAACUGUAUCACCGCCUGCUCCUCGCAGAGCUUGGAGACUUGAGUAUUGAGGCUGAUGGAAAUGAUGUUCCGGAUAUUUGCUGGUAGAGGGGCUGGCCAGGAGGAGAUGGAUGAUCCCGGAUACUGACGAAUGUCCUUUUUGGCUGUUUGCUGCAGGUGCUGCAGAUUUUUUCUCAUAUCCUGGAACACACCGCCAGUUUGAGGAAAACGAAGGCACACAUCUUCUCACACCUGUGCUUUUCUUUUCUGUAUAA